AUGACGAAACUAGUAUUGACAAAGGUAUGUGCACGAAUGUUGCAGGUGACGGUAGCCAGCACGAGCACGACAAGCACCAACACGGUUCAUCCCAGCGUAAACGACAUGGACUGGUUUGCCGGUGUGGCCGAGGAGGAACUGCUGUACUACACGGGCGUCGGGAACGACGUCGACUCUCUUUGGGCUGUGAUAGGGAGCUUCGUGCCUCCGCCGCCUAGACCACCUUAUUUACCGGAGGAGGGUGUUACCACCGACGGACUUACCACCUGUGAUUUGUGUUCGUGGGCGUGGAGGAACGACAGGCAUUCCUUCUCUCUCGAUGGCACCCUCGAAGCUCCUGGCGAACUUGGAUGGGUGCUGACUCUAGUGAUAGUGUCCCUAGUAUCCGCUGGCAUCGGCGCCGUGGUCAUGGUGACGCUUCUUCACUGUCGAAGAUUAAAAAGCGCUGGUGGCAGAGCGAAUUGCUGCAGCGUCGGCGUCGAGGACUCGAACGCUCAAGAAGCCGGCGGCCCAGGUGGUGGAGGCGGAGCUGGCGGUGGAGUGGCCGUUAUACCCGACCGGCCGCCUCUUGAACUGGAUAAGCUACCACCUUAUCACGACGUCGCUCCCAGCCCUGGGCACAAUGUGUGGUCGUGGUUAGGCUCGCGACGCGGCGGCGGUACACCGGGAGUCGUCACGACGCCUCUGUCGCUUCCGCAACACAGACGGGCGAUGAAUCUCCCGGUGGAGAACCACUACACCCACAUGCAAACGGACGAGGCGCUCUACGCAGAACUGGACUCUCAGGCCGCGAGCUACGCGAGCGAUCUGCAGCUACAAAUGAGAGGAAGCUCGACGUACGGUACAACUUCCGGCGGCCAAGACGACGAAUACCACGAGUUAGAUGCCGCGAGGUUACAUCGUCAUUACGGUGGAAGCAACGGGGACGGAUCUUUGCAGAGGGACACGCUUCGUACGCGCCACAGUAAAAGGUUACAAGAACCGGAUUACGAGAUGUACGAGAACGGACCUUCGACGCCGGUCCCGCCGGGUCAGAUGCAACAUCAUCAUCACCAUCACCACCACCACAAUCAUCACCAUCACCAUCAAGACCUGCGGAUGGGCAGCAGGAACGGCGACCAUCCGUCGUAUCAGAACACGGCGUACACCGGAAGCGACGCGGAACCGGACGGCCCUACCCUCAGCAGCGCACCCAGCAGCGCUUACUAUAGUGACCUAAGCUCGAAUUCGGCGAAUCAGCAGAUGCCAGCGGCCGCCACUUCCGGGAGCAACACGAAUCUUCACAUGAACCAACAGGGCCUGGAAACGCCUCAGUACCGAUUGGCCGCGAUAAACGAGAGCUCGGUACCCUCGGACUAUAUCUAG
Molecule: messenger RNA, 1365 nt
Organism: Eufriesea mexicana
Lineage: Eukaryota; Metazoa; Arthropoda; Insecta; Hymenoptera; Apidae
Product: TSC22 domain family protein 1
Exons: 6
Coding region: 1-1365 (454 amino acids)
Source: RefSeq, a predicted model, not a curated record